Molecule: messenger RNA, 2706 nt
Organism: Candoia aspera
Lineage: Eukaryota; Metazoa; Chordata; Lepidosauria; Squamata; Candoiidae
Gene: TTPA
Product: alpha tocopherol transfer protein
Exons: 5
Coding region: 124-975 (283 amino acids)
Biological process (GO): vitamin E metabolic process; vitamin transport
Cellular component (GO): membrane; late endosome
Molecular function (GO): phosphatidylinositol bisphosphate binding; vitamin E binding; lipid transfer activity
Source: RefSeq, a predicted model, not a curated record
ACUUUUUCUUCGAGCCGCAGCCGCGGUAUCGCCCCGGGACGAAGCUCUCCUCUCCCAGCAGUUCUGGGCCAGGGGCUCUUUGCAAGCCCCUUCCUUCCUCUCCUCGAGACCUGUGGCAGCGUCAUGGACCAAAAGAAGCCUCGUUCCCCGCCGGUUAACCUCAACGAGUUGCCGGACGACUCUCCCCACGUGAGAGCCGCUGUUGCAAAGUUGAGGCGCAAAGCCAUGGAAGAGAACUUACAGGUCCGGCAGUCCGACCUUUCCGACACCCGUCUGAUCUGCUUUUUGCGGUGUCGAGACUUCGACGACAACCUGGCCUGGAAGGUCUUUAAAAACUAUCACAAAUGGAGAAUGGAAUAUACAGAAAUAAGUACAAGUCUACAGCCGUCCUCUGUUCUUGGCCUGUUGCAAGCUGGCUAUCUUGGAGUCUUGAAAGAGAGGGAUUCAAGUGGUUCCAGAGUUCUCUUGUAUAGAAUUGCACAAUGGGACCCUAAGAUAUUUACACCAGAUGACAUCUUUUGUGUAAGUCUUAUGUCAUCUGAGCUUCUUGCAAGAGAGCUAGACACCCAGCGGAAUGGAGUCAAGGUGAUCUUCGAUCUCCAAGGAUGGAAAUAUGCUCAUGCAUUUCAGUUCACUCCAGUGGUGGUCAAGAAAAUAGCUGUUAUACUCACAGAUGGUUUCCCACUAAAAAUUCGUGGAAUCCACAUAAUUAAUGAGCCUUUGACUUUUUACCAUAUUUUCAAUCUAGUGAAGCAUCUCCUCCCUGAAAAAAUAAAAUCACGGAUCCAUCUGCAUGGAAAUAACUCUGCACAUGGGCUCCAGAAAUAUAUGCCAGCCAGCAUUCUCCCAAAAGAAUAUUAUGGUGAAGCCGGUUCUGCUGAAGAACUUUCUAAAGAGUGGACUGACUUUGUAAUGGAAUCUGCAGAUUAUCUUCAAAGUCUUUCUGUUCCUGAACAGCCCGCUGACAUUGAGUAAACUGUAUCUGGGAGGAACAGAAUUAUUUGAUUAUUAACCAGAACAAGGUACCGAUGAAGCUAAUGCCAUGGGUUGCAGAAUCCAAAGGUCAUGGAAAAUUCCAGCUGCUUUAAAUAGGUAUUGGCCCAGAGUCCCGUCCCUAAAAGAAGCAGUCAACAGUGUGUGUUUGUGUGUAUAUAUACACACACACACACAUGCAUGCAUCCAUACAUAUAACAGAUGCUUUUUGGCCCCUUUUAAUCACCUGAUGCUAAGUCAAUGUAUAGAUUUGACUUAGAUAAUGCAAAAUUGCUUUUGGAUCAGUGUUAGAUGUUAUGAUUUCAGAAUAAGGUUACUAGAGAACAAAAUGAGAAAGUUUAACGAUAUGUGUACGUUUUAUGUGAAGGGGAAUUGUCUCCUCCCUAGAAAAUGUUAUACAACUUCUAACCACCUGCUGAAAUUCAGCCUGCCAAAAUGUAAAGACAGCUUGGGCUGGAUCAGACCAAAUGUUUUCCUAGUGGCCAGCUAGAUGCCCUGGAGAAGCUGACAAGCAUGGUGAAAUACCAAUACCCCAUUUCUUGUGUUCAUAUCUGGUAUUUGGAUCUUUCCCUAUAUUUAUGCCUUCUGUGGAAUAAAUAUCUCUUUUAUUCAUUUUGGAUUCCUCUGUUGUCAGUGGGUUCUUUCUCAGCUCUUUACGUGCCUACUUAGGGCACAUAAGUGCCUACUUAGAAUUAAGUGCUAUAGACUGUGCUACCCAACCCAAGUUUCUUUGGUUAACAUAAAUCAAAUUUGCUAUAUUUGACAUAACAUGUUAUGUCAAAACAAACCCUAUCAAGGUAUGUGAUGGCCUGGUUCACACAGUCUUGAUUUGUUUAGUUUGUGCCUAGUAACACUAUGGUUUAAAACUCACAAUAUGCUUUGAUACAUUGUGUAAGUAUACCCAUAGCAUUUAAUGGGACUUCCUCUCAAGUAAACUCAGGGUGUUAUUUCAUGAUGCAAACUCACAAGGGGUUAAUAAGUAGCUAUGUAUCAGUUGGCAUAGCAAUUACUCUUCUUUACUACUGAUUUUUUAAAUCUUAGCUUUUGUUCCUCUAAGAUUUAACGGUACUUGACAUAAUUCUCAGAAAUGUGGAUUUGGGAGGUUCAAUUGCUAUAAGAAAAAAAUUUAUAAAAAUAUUACCCAUACUAGAAAGCCACUAAUGCUAUUCUAACAAGAGGCACACCUUUAUAGCAAUCUGGACACAAUAUCCAUCUGAAUGAAAAAUGCAGGUUGGUAGCAGAAACAUCCCUCAAUUUUUAAAUAAAUACUUUUUCAGACCCUAUAAAGGAGAUAUUUGAUAAAAUACUCAAUUUGAAAUAACAAGUAGGUGGUAUAUAUACAUACACACAUAUAAGCAUCCUGUCAUGUUCACCAUUUCAAUGUUCUGUUAACAUCGUAACAUUUCACAUGUCAAACCUUUCAUCCGUGUAUCCUACGCUUGUACUUUUGCUGGUAUUUUCCAUUCAUGCUCUACGUUUUGUUUUGUUUUGUUACUUUGGAAUGUAUGUUUGGGUUUGCAAUCCUGUUCAAGGUUACUUUCCCAGGCACAUGUAACGGUUGCUAGCACCUGGGAGGGGGUGGUCGCUAACGAGCGCUCGGGGCGGGACUGGGCUGGAAGCAAGGCUUUUAAGUUUGUAUUUGGCGCGCUUUUGCUCAUCCUCAGCUUUCUCUGUAUUUGCAUACUAUUCCUUUAAUAAAUCAGUUAUCUUUAA